AUGUACCUUAAGCUUAGUGAAGCAACGGCCUUGAACUUCCUUGGUCCGCUCACUGCCAUGAUCUUGAUUCGAUACCUAGACUAUGGCACGUUCGAAGUGAUUGAUCGGAUCGGGGCCUUUGUCGCGCUCGUUGGUGUGAUCCUCGUCGUCCAGCCAGACGCGCUAUUUGGCUCUAAGCCAACAUUUGCAACCGCUGCUCAGUUUAUUGCCGACAGUACCCCGAAAGGCAGAAUGAUGGGCUUCGGGUUUGGGUUGAUCAGUGUGUGUGGUGGAGCGGUGGCGCUGACGGCGAUCCGCUCCAUCGGUACACGCGAACACCCUUUGAUGAGUAUCAUGUACUUCGCUUGGACGAUUGUCAUUGUGUCGUAUAGUCACAAAUAG
Messenger RNA from Colletotrichum fioriniae, 381 nucleotides. Lineage: Eukaryota; Fungi; Ascomycota; Sordariomycetes; Glomerellales; Glomerellaceae. The record is from RefSeq and is a predicted model, not a curated record.